Dreissena polymorpha is the source of this 3483-nucleotide messenger RNA. RefSeq lists its product as uncharacterized. The transcript has 2 exons. Bases 186 to 2681 code for a protein of 831 amino acids. The record is from RefSeq and is a predicted model, not a curated record. Lineage: Eukaryota; Metazoa; Mollusca; Bivalvia; Myida; Dreissenidae.
CAGAUAAGCUGAAGAUACAUCACUAUUUAAAAGGGAAAGAAGGAAGUAAAAGAACAUCAAUUGAUAUGCUUGAAAUCAUCAUGAGUUGGUUCACAAGCGAAGACACUCGAACAUCGACAAGCACGAUAUUCAAAAGACGUUUAUGUGACAUACACCUCAGGGGAGAAUAAAUUCGAGAUAUCGAAAUGAAAAUGUGGUUUUCAUUGCUGCUAAUUGUGAUGACGGCGGAGGUAGGAUCACUAAGAGGGCCAGAUAUAACUCAUGACAAGGAACAUCCUCACACCACUACUCGAGCCGCGUCGAAGGGCAAAUGGUUUUAUUCUUCGACUGGCACAACUAUCAAUAAUAAAAUGCCGCAAUUGAAAACAGCAAUUGUCGAAACUAAAGAAAUUGUCAACAAUGAAGACAUUGUUAAAUCUCUCCAAAAUAUCUCCAAUAAGAACAACACUUAUGUAAGGGAAAGUGGUACUACUAGUUAUCAGAAAAUGAAAGAAUCAGGCGAAUGCAUAUUGGAAAUAGAGUCGGACGUAAUUAAUCAAUUCCGACACAUCAUUUAUACAGAAGCCAGUAAUUUUGCGUAUCUUAAUCUGACGGCAACGAGUGAUGUCAGUAUUCAAAAAGCAAAUUAUACGAUUGGAGAGAAUGUAUGGGUGUGGACUUUUUACGGCAAGGAAGGUGCUUUUGAAUUCCUACGUUGGCCAACAGAGUUUGGUAUUUGGUCGAUGGGUCUUCUGUAUGAAAGUGUGACAGUCCAUCCGAUACCAAUAAGGCUUUCUAGAGUGUCGGGAAAUUGUUCAAACUUACGAGUUGGAAACAGAGAGGACGAUUUGAUUAUAAGUCGUGCUUUUAUUAAUUUGACUGAGGGCAUGAUGGCAUUGAACUCAGAAAAAUAUGGUCCAUCAUUCUAUUGCUAUAGAAAGAGAGUAAUAAUAGAUCCAUAUAUGUUGUGUAAACAUCUUGUUUGUCCCUUAGAGGCAGUGACAUAUUAUUGCUGCAAUUAUUUCUAUAAUGGUACACAGAAAAAACGAGAGAUGGUGUGCAGAGAGCAAGUGUUUGAUUUCGACGCCAUGUGGUGGGUGUAUCCAAGUAUAUUCUCACUUGCCCUUUUUGCAUAUUCACCAAUACUUUUAAUGUUCUUCUUUUACAAAGUUACUAGGAAAAAAUCGUACAAAUUUCCUAUUCCUUCAGCAAAUGAUGGGAAUCUGCAAGGAAAAGACAGUGUUUCCGAUUUUAUAUUAGUAGAAGGUUGCAGUCACACAACCUUUAUGAACACAAUUUUCACACCAGUUACAGAAUGUAAACGUGCAUUUGCUGGAACAUACUUACGAAUUAUUGUAAGUCGACUAAGUCGUUUACUCAUUCCAGUUGCUACAUUCUCUAUUGUGGGAAUUCAAAUUCUUCUUGACUAUUAUUACUUGAAUGGGUUUGUUCACGAGGCUGUUGACACUGGGGUUCCACUUGGCUUUCGAUCAAUUCUGACAGGUUUCACGAAGAGUAAGAAAAAUUUCCUCCCUAAACUAGGUGGUCCGUUUAUUGCUUCGGUCUGCUACCUCGUUGUCACUAGUGUCCUGUUAGUAAUACCCAGAUCUCCUAUUGGAAUUCUAGAACGGGGCGCAACCUGGGGAGAUCUGUCCGUUUGUGAAAAGUCACCGCUAAGCCUUAAACCAAGUACAAUUUGUUUGCUAGGCGCGGUCAGAUUGCAAAAUACGCGACGGUACCACACGAUAUAUAAUAUUCUUUUAGCUCAAAUUUAUAUGCUAAUGAAUUUCAAGUUCUGGAAGUACAGUUUAGGCCUGCAGAUUAACAGGUGGUCAGCUUUGCGCAAAUGUCGUCUGUGUGUGUUACUGCUACCGGUUUACGUAUUAUUUUGUGCAUUAGAGCUUUUAUUUGCUCUACUGCUUUACGGAAUACCUGUUGUGUCGUUUGCCUUCAUUGUCAUUAAAGGAUACUGUAAAGCACUGAUAAGAGCUGGAAAUCGAUCCGGCGGCGACAUAUGUGCAUACAUCUGUUCCAUGUGCCUAGCCGUGCCAGUGUUCUACUUCCUCUUUAUGUUCGGCACCAUCUUUCUAGACGCAACUUUAUUUAUCUGCCGAGUGACAAUUUUCAGCUUUACUGGGGUCAUCGUUUUUCCUAAAUCUGCGUACGGUUAUCUCAUAUUCGCUUUUACAAUUCUUUACUAUCUAUGGGACAGUCUAGAAAACUUUUCCUUGAUAUACAAACGAAUUCUAAAACAGACGAUAGCAGCAGCGGAAUCUCUGCAAAGAGCUAACGACGAAGGACUAAAAAAGGUCAUUUAUAAGAUUAAGGGGCGUUUAGGCGUACGGGAAUCAUUGUAUGAAUUUGUAAUCGAGAGACACAAUCCAAGAAGAAAGCAGGUGUUUUUGACCUUGCUUCAGACUGCAAUACUACUUGGCGGCUUGUGGAUUAUAAUUAACCUUCUUCUAAAAACAGAUAAUUUCAGAGAAUUAAGUGUCAUAAUGCACGUGGGUACUGCACUGUUCAUCUGUGCAUUGCCGAACUUAUUCAAGAGGGUGUGCGCCAGAAGAGGCGGCAAAAUUGAAAAGCAGAAACAGCACAAAGAAAUCUUACGCAACUUGAACAUAUACAUGGGAUAUUUUCACGACGAGCCCUCAAGUGAAGUAGAAGAGGAGCGACUGUAUAGAGAACCCGAAUGUGUUUAAUUUUAAACGUGUAGCAAGUACGUCCUUUAAAAGGGAACUUGUUCGCAGCAGUGCCAGAUUAAGCAACGCGGAGGCCCAUGGGCAGUACAACUUUUCGGGCGAACACCCUAGGCUCCUUGUUCUACUAGAACGCCAGUGUCCAGUUGAUUUCACGCAUCUAAAUUAGCCUACCAGUGCCAAUGCUGUCAAGGCAGAACUUGUGACAAUAUCUUUUUAUAGGUAUAAAAUGUCGUUACAAUACCGUCAUGUCCAUACGACACUAUAUUUUUUUAGAUAAAGGAAUUUAAGAAAGAAAUAUCUGUAGUAUGUAACAAUACAGUUUUAAAAAUAAUACAUCAUUGUCACUUGGUAAGACAAUGUCAAGCCUUUAAUCGGCACUUUUUUACAUGGAUAUUACAAGAAUGGCUCUGUCAAGCCAUUAGAUAAGGCUAAGUAAUAAGUUAAAAAAAACAAUCUUUCGUCACGGUCUCAUGGGACCCCUUCAAAUCGCGGGGCCCAUAGGCAGUAGCCUACUCUGCGUAAUAGGUAAUCCCGGAAUGGAUUGCAGAGUGUUCAUGUGGAAAUUCAAGGUGGUGGUGUUUUGUGUAUAGAUAAGGUUAAGACUUAUAACACAAUUUUGCUUUUCAAUUCCUAGCUUAUACACACGUGCAACAACUAUGUUGGGUGGAAAUGUACUUUUCUAUGUAAAUAGCGUUCACUUUUGAGACCCUUACAGUUUGUUUACCAGUGUCGGUACAUUGAUUUUCUGUGUAUUGUUUAUAUAUGUUUAACGGUUUCUUGAAUAAAUCAUGUUUUCAACGUG